CUCGCACCAUGGCUCAGGAGGCUUCUCCUGUGAUAUGCUCAGAGUGCGGCGAAUGCUUUUCCACCGAUUCUAUGCUCAUCUUGCACCAGAUGACGCACAAGGGCAAGAACAUUUUCUCCUGCCCCGAGUGCGGCAUGUGCUUCAGCAACAACACCUACCUGACGUUGCACCUGGCCACCCACGCCGACAUCAGGCUCUACGCAUGCUGCGAAUGCGGCAAGCGUUUUUCCACAAAGCAGGACUGCGCCAAGCACGAGAAUGCCCACACGGUGAGGAAGCCGUACAUCUGCACUGAGUGCGGCAAGGUCUUCUCCAACAACUCGAACCGCGUCCGGCACCAGAAGAUCCACACGGGCGAGAAGCCCUUCUCCUGCCUUGUGUGCGGCAAGAGUUUUAGGCGCAGGACGCAUCUGACCAUACACAGCCGCGUCCACACGGGGGAGAAACCCUUCACGUGCCAGGAAUGCGGGAAGUGUUUCAGCUGCAGUGCCCACCUUACCGUACACCAGAGGACUCAUUCCGGGGAAAAGCCGUUUUUGUGCCCCGAGUGCGGGAAGUGUUUUGCUCAGCGGUCCAAUCUGGUAAAGCACGCAAAGUUUCACCGGCAGGAAAGACCGUUUUCAUGUUCAGAAUGUGGAAAGUCCUUCACGUUGAGGUCGUCCCUGGUUGAGCACCUGCGCAUACAUACCGGUGAACGUCCAUAUUCCUGCUCAGAGUGCGGCAAGCGCUUUACACUCAAAUCCAUCCUGGCGGAGCACCAAAGAUCUCACACGGGCGAGAAGCCAUUUUCCUGCCCCGACUGCGACAAGCGCUUUACUCGCCGUUCCAGUCUCGUUGACCAUCAAGUGGUUCACGGGGCCGAGAAAACUUUUUUGUGCCACGAGUGCGGGAAGCGUUUCACCCGCCGCUCCUACCUUGCGGAUCACCAGAGAAUGCACGCCAGCCAAAGCCCCUUCGCCUGCCCAGAGUGUGGGAAGAGCUUCACGCGGAUGUCUUUUCUCAUUAAGCACCGGAAGGGCCACACCGGCGAGCGCCCCUUCCCAUGUACCGAGUGCGGCAAAAGCUUCAAGGACAAAAUGACGCUGGUGAAGCACAUCCGGACCCACACCGGGGAGAAGCCAUUCCCGUGCUCACACUGCGGGAAACGUUUCACUCAGAAGGCCAACCUGAUGAAGCACGAACGCGUUCACACUGGGGAGAAGCCGUACUGUUGCUCGGAUUGCGGGAAAAGCUUCUCGCACAAAUCCAACCUGGACAAACAUCGCCGAAUUCACACCGGUGAGAAACCGUUCCAGUGUUCAGAUUGUGGCCGGAGCUUCACACUGAAAUGGACACUUAUGAAGCAUCAGAAGACUCAUACUAGUCCGCAGGAAUAAAUUACGAUUCGGGUGG
This is a messenger RNA of Nanorana parkeri, 1392 nucleotides long. RefSeq names its product zinc finger protein OZF-like. NCBI's taxonomy places the organism in Eukaryota, Metazoa, Chordata, Amphibia, Anura, Dicroglossidae. Gene Ontology annotation, molecular function: DNA-binding transcription repressor activity, RNA polymerase II-specific. Gene Ontology annotation, biological process: negative regulation of transcription by RNA polymerase II. The record is from RefSeq and is a predicted model, not a curated record. Bases 9 to 1376 code for a protein of 455 amino acids. The transcript is spliced from 3 exons.